AUGGCCGGCGAAAGACCCGACAUAAUAGUAGCCAUCGAUUUGGGAACAACUUACACAGGCGUGGCAUGGGCACGACCUCAGCGCAAUCAAGUCUUACAAAGCCCGAUCCAGGUCAUCCACAACUGGCCGGGUGGCUCGAGUAAGAAUGAGCAAAAAGUGCAUACUUGCUUGACCUACAACGAUGACAACACCCUAUCUUCCUGGGGCUACCUAUGUGAAGAAGAUGAUCCGUUGAAGAAGAAGCGAGAGUUCUUCAAGAUCUUCCUCGACAAGCAGACCCUGGAGGAUGCUCAUCGACAGGGCAUAAGCCAAGCACCACCCUCUAUCCUGGUUGCGCAGACUCUCGUCACGGAUUACCUGCGUGAGAUAUACAAGCAUGUUAAGUCGACGGUUGAGCUGCACACUGGUAUCAACCAGACCGGGUGGCAGGGACUUGUCGUCCAGUUCGUGUUCAGCGUACCGACGACAUGGCGCACUCACCAGAUCAUCAACCUCUUCAAGGCGUGUAUCGAAGAGGCUGGCUUUGGCACAGAGGGCCAGAAUCAUUCUGCGACGGUCGAGUUGACCGAGUCAGAGGCUGCGGCAGUCGGCACCAUCAAGAGCUCAACCGUCGCCUUUCAGUCAGGGGACGUCUUCCUCUCGGUUGAUGCAGGCGGUGGAACGACAGACUUCGCGUUGAUGCAGGUGGUCGAGGCAAGGGAACCGUUUCCGACGCUGGCUCAGAUCAACCAGGUCGACGGCAUCGGGAUCGGCUCCACGCUAAUCGACCAGGCAUGCGUCUCCUUCGUAAACAGCCGCCUCAGCCAGUUUCCGGAGCUGGUGCACCAGCUUCCUCCAGACUGCGCCGAGCGACUCGUCAAGAGCGAAAGAUUCAGGACGGUGAAGCACAAGUUUGGAGAGAAGGUGUACGCGAAUAAUGCUUAUAAGCUGGUGCUCGACGGUGUGCCGUUCAACUUAAACCACCCAGCAGCAGGCAUUGAGCUGGGCAGAAUAGUCGUAUCCUGGGAAGAAAUGCAGUCACUGUUUGAUCCUCACAUUGAGAGCAUCAUGCGAAAAAUACAGGAACAGCUCGACUGGAUGCAGAUGAACAAUAUUGACCGACCAAUCAGCUAUAUGAUCCUCUCGGGUGGGCUAGGGAGCUCGAAAUAUGUUCGCGACCGCCUUCAACACGAGAUGAUGAUACACCCCCACCCAUAUACACAUCAAGUCAAGAUCAUCCAAGCACCAGAUCCGCAGCUAGUCGUGGUCAAGGGCUUGUUACUAGAUCGACUGCAGAGCCUCGACUCGGGACUCGCUCCCGUGAUCGUUAGUAGGGUUGCCAGAGCCAGCUACGGGUUGAUCUGCAAGGCCAGGUACAACCCAGCGAUCCACUUCAACGAGAACGUGAAGAAGGACCCCUUUGAUGGCGAGCUCUACGCCAUGGGCCAGAUCGAUUGGCUGAUCAGGAAGGGGGAUCCCAUCAGCACCAACACACCAAUUGUCUCCGCAUUCACCAAGAAGGUCGACCCUAGGGACUCUGACCGCACUUGGGACUCAAUCAUCAUGAUAUCAGACUUGGAUCGCGACUUUCUACCACAUAAUGUAGACCAAGAAGGGGCCAAGCAGCUCUGCGUGGUCAAGAGCGACCUCACGGGUGUGCAACACAGCGAAAUGAUAAUGAAGCGCAAAGCAAGGCGGCUGAUAUUUAGGGGAAAGAAGUUCUACUUAUGCUCGUUCGAGGUCCGAGCCAUUGUAGCUCCGGCAGACAUCAGGUUCGAGCUGUGGUUCGCAGGGCAGCGGUUCUCGGGGAACCAUGAUCCGAUCAAGAUAACGUGGGACGCCGAGGGAUCCAAGGUAGGGAGUAGUUGA
Molecule: messenger RNA, 1848 nt
Organism: Anthostomella pinea
Lineage: Eukaryota; Fungi; Ascomycota; Sordariomycetes; Xylariales; Xylariaceae
Source: the annotation of a GenBank genome assembly